Messenger RNA from Callorhinchus milii (elephant shark), 685 nucleotides. RefSeq names its product histone H4. Gene Ontology annotation, cellular component: nucleosome. Lineage: Eukaryota; Metazoa; Chordata; Chondrichthyes; Chimaeriformes; Callorhinchidae. Gene Ontology annotation, biological process: nucleosome assembly. The coding region runs from base 16 to 327 and encodes 103 amino acids. Gene Ontology annotation, molecular function: DNA binding; structural constituent of chromatin; protein heterodimerization activity. The transcript has a single exon. The record is from RefSeq and is a predicted model, not a curated record.
GAGUGGAGGAGAGACAUGUCUGGCCGAGGCAAAGGAGGCAAAGGUCUGGGGAAAGGCGGCGCUAAGCGUCACCGCAAAGUGCUCCGUGAUAACAUCCAGGGCAUCACCAAACCAGCCAUCCGCCGCCUGGCGCGGCGUGGCGGAGUCAAGCGCAUCUCCGGCCUGAUCUACGAGGAGACCCGCGGGGUGCUGAAGGUUUUCCUGGAGAAUGUGAUCAGGGAUGCGGUCACCUACACGGAGCACGCCAAGCGCAAGACCGUCACCGCCAUGGAUGUGGUGUACGCUCUGAAACGCCAGGGCCGCACUCUGUACGGAUUCGGCGGCUGAACAUCUCCUCAACGUCAAGACACAAAGAACAAAGGCUCUUAUAAGAGCCGCCCAAGUGCUCAUAUCAAAGGCUGUAACUUCCAAACGAAACUCGUCUGGCGUCAGGCGUUUGUCCUUCACUAUAUAUAAUGUGGUCGCUCCAGCGGGAGCCCGAAUAAGAUUGUCCACAGACAAACCACAGCUUAGUGUUUCUGUAUCCAACUUGUCAUGACUUCUGUUACUAUGAAUCUCACACGGACAGCCUCCAUGUUCCCGAAGGUUAUGUUGCUAAGGAGCUGGAGAAUUGGAAACCUUGAGCCACGUAGAAUGAAUAGAAUAGUACGGCACAGAAGGAGGCCAUUCGGCCCAUUGUGUCUGC